Molecule: messenger RNA, 996 nt
Organism: Thermochaetoides thermophila DSM 1495
Lineage: Eukaryota; Fungi; Ascomycota; Sordariomycetes; Sordariales; Chaetomiaceae
Product: quinate 5-dehydrogenase-like protein
Exons: 3
Coding region: 1-996 (331 amino acids)
Biological process (GO): shikimate metabolic process; chorismate biosynthetic process
Molecular function (GO): shikimate 3-dehydrogenase (NADP+) activity
Source: RefSeq, a predicted model, not a curated record
AUGUCGACCACAACAACGGUGACUGUGCAGAAAGAGCAGCAGGAGCAGCAAGCACCCCUGACUCUGACACUCAACUCUCAAAUCGACAAACUUGACAAACAUGGCUUCUUGUUCGGCGAAAAGCUGGCGGCCUCAAUGUCUCCUCUUUUACACAGUGUGGUCUACAAGAAUCUGGGUUUAAAUUGGGAGCAGAUCAGACUAGAUUCUACAGACAUGGAUCUCUUCCUGCGCCUGAUACGACACCCAAAAUUUUACGGCGCUUCCGUUACCAUGCCACACAAAGUUAACAUCCUCCCCCACCUCGACUACCUCACUGAAGAAUGCCGCGAAGUUGGUGCCUGCAACACCCUUUUUCUGCGCACCCUGCCCGACGGCCACCGCCAGUACUGCGGCGCCAACACUGACGUCAUUGGCGUGCGCGAGUCCUUUGUGCAGAACGUGGCUGACCCAGCCUCUGUCUACGAGAACCGUCCAGCCAUGGUCAUCGGCUCGGGUGGUGCGGCGCGCUCCGCGGUCUAUGCUCUGCACAAAUGGCUUAAGGUGACGCAGAUUUAUCUGGUUAAUCGCGACAAGGGGGAGGUCGAUGCUGUGGUGGCGGAGUGUACUACCCGCGGGUACGGGGAUAGGCUGGUGCAUGUUGAGACUGUUGAUCAGGCGCACAAGUUGGAGGCGCCGGGGGCAAUUGUGGCGUGUGUUCCAGAUUUUGAGCCUAUUACUGAAGAGGAGUGGACGGUGAGGAGGAUUGUUGAGGUCAUGCUGAGCAAGGAGGGGAAGAAGGGAGCCAUGCUGGAGAUGUGCUACAAUCCAUCUCCAUACACUGCGCUGGGGGCCAUUGCCGAGAAUAAUGGUUGGCAAGUGAUUCUGGGAACCGAGGCAAUGAUCUGGCAGGGUGUUGAACAGGACAAGUACUGGACUGGCCGGCAAGUAAGCGAGCUUCCUGUAUCUGAGGUCAAGAAAGCUAUUGCAGAGCGCCUGGCUCAGAUCUCUAGGAAUUGA